This is a messenger RNA of Salvelinus sp. IW2-2015, 2217 nucleotides long. Its product is annotated as SLC35A4 upstream open reading frame protein. The record is from RefSeq and is a predicted model, not a curated record. Lineage: Eukaryota; Metazoa; Chordata; Actinopteri; Salmoniformes; Salmonidae.
GUCCAUAUCCACCUUAAUGAGCAAGAGGUAAACCAGCUCAACUGACUUGCAAUCAGUACAACUUUWCGCAAAAGCAAAUAAUGUUCCAGACAAGACAAAUUGCUCUGAUGUUGCUUUCCACUCCAGGCAUACGAGUAGAUCACAGAGCAUUCAAUCGAGCAAAAAAUGGCGGAUGACAAGGAUCCUUUCAAACAGAUGAAGGAUCUCAACCAGCUCAAGAAUCAGCUGGAAGAGAUCCAGAAACGUGUGGAGAGUGAAUUUGUAGAAGGAAUCCCGCAGGGGGGCUCUGUGCUGGCAUCUCCCUUCCUGAAGGGCUUCCUGGCUGGCUAUAUGGUGGCCAAGCUCCGCUCCUCAGCUGUUAUAGGAGUGCUACUGGGAACAUUCACAGGCAUCUACGCUGCUCAGAACUAUCAGGUUCCCAACAUCGAAAGCACUCUGAAAGACUAUAUGAGUUUGUUUAGAAAAGGACCCAAGUAAUGGGAAGAACCAGGCCUAGGCUUCAUCUUCUAACUGCCUGAGGUUUGGGGCACAACCACCAUGUCUCUUUUUCAGAGGCUCAAACCUCUCCUUUGUAUACUGUAAAAAAAAAAAAAAAAUGUUUUUAACUGGAUUUUGGUCUGAAAGAGUGGGUUUGCUUUGGAUUUUGUGCAAAUGUUAAAGGGUGAAUCUGUCAGUGCCCUGGGAAAAUAUCUGUUAUUCUCUCUGUUGAUCAGAUUAUAAAGUGUGUAAAAGGGGAUAAGGUUAUGUGCCUUGAGUGUAAGGUUACAUUGCAGGGGUGUUUGACUGCUUGCCUUAGUAACAUUGCCUGGUGCAGCCAUCUAGGCCUAAUUGAUUUUGAAUCAAUGAUGUGAACAACAAGACAGGGUCCCUUUUUUGUUUUCUGAGCAGAAAUACCUUUUUACCAGCUUAAAAUACAAACAUACCUUGACUAUCAUGUUAUUGUUGAAUAGAUUUUGCCAAAGUUAUGGGAUUUGUUGCUAAUUUAGAUGUUAAGACUUAAGGUGAGGGUAUUUGUAUAUUCAGACAUAUGCUAGUAAUUCAGGGGUGUUAGUGACAUGCAGUAUUGAGAAUGAGUGUGAUCCAGAACAUGGGGUCUGGGUCCCUGUUGCAGCAGGUGGUGGAUGAAGGGGAGUCGUCCUGGCCACUCUGCGCCUGACUGGGUACCUGUCUGCCCUGCACGCCUCCCUGUCGCUAGGCUGAGGACCAGGCGAGUCCCAGCCUUCACAUCACAGCCUGAGGCCGUGUGCUGGUCUACUAUUUCAUCUCAGGGCUAGUAGCCAUCUACACAGAGCGGUUGCUGAAGAGCCAGCGACUACCCCUGUACCUGCAUGUGUUUGGAGUGGCCAUCAACAGGGUUUUCCACCUCUCCAGCAUGGGGGGAGARCAGGGUUUCCUGGAGGAUUACUCGGGGGUGGUGUGGGCCAUUGUGGCAGGGCAGGCAGCUAAUGUCAGUACUGCUGAACUAUGGUAGUGGCAUCCCCAGGCUAUUUGUCAUCUCCUGCUCUAUGCUGGCCAACACCCUCCUAUCCUGGGUUCUACUGGGCCUGCAGUUCACCCCCUUCUUUCUGUUACCCACUUCUAUGAUCAGCCUGGCAGCCUAGCUGUACUACAGGUAGCAGGACUCUGCCUGAACAUACCUGUGUUAUGGACAGUGGACCUCUUAACUCGCAUUCCACUGCUCCACCACAAUCUCUGGCAGMAUUAUUUACCAGAUGAUACAUUGACAUUCAGGUUGGAAUGUUUUUUAUGAUGCAUUUAUUUAUAUAUAUAAUUUUACUUUAGUGACUCAUAGUAUUUGUCAUUUAAUGUCCCAGAUGGUUUAUUUAUUUAAUUAUUUGAAGAUUAAAAUUAUGCAAUAGAAGCUGCACUUUAGGUGAGUCUUGCAGACCCUUCCAUCACAUUGUCACUGGUUUAUUUGCUACCCAUAAUGCACACUGCYUACUUUUCACUAGCCUUUGUUUUCUAGUUUAAUCGAAUUCUGCAAUAUUCAUACUUGUCUUUUUUUCAAUAUAUCAUUGGUGGACUAAUAUAAAUAGUUGGGUUUGGGUAAUACGUCUACAUUACACAACACUUGAGUGGUGCUAUGAUUGUCAGUAUGGUCAUUUUAUUAGCAUUUAUAAUUUACACUGCCAAGUAAAAUGGUGCAGAAAGUGUUUCUGAAAUAUUUUAUUUCUUUGGUGUUUUCUAUUCAAAAUAAAAUGCCAUAAAUUCACAUAU